GAAAAUAAUUGGAUCGCCGAUAGGGAUGUACAGGGGCGGGUUCCGCGUCGGCCGCCGCCUCGUGCGGAUUUGGCGCCGCCUCUUCCCCCGCCGCAACGGGCACGACAGCCUCAGUUCCGGCCGCCGGCGCUCGCGGGUCAGCCAAGCCUCGGCGGCCGCGGCGAGGAGGAUGUGCGAGUGGGCCCGCGGCAUCUCGCGCCGCCUGCGCGGCCACCCAACAGUCGGGGAGCGCGCGCCGCUCCUCGAGGAGGAGUGGAGGGCGCCGCCGAAGGGGCACCUGGCCGUGUACGUGGCGGAGAAGGAGGGGGAGCGGGCGAGGCGGUAUGUCGUGCCGGCCGUCUAUUUCAACCACCCCCUGUUCAGGGAGCUGCUGCGGGAGGCGGAGGAGGAGUUCGGCUUCCACCACUCCGGCGCCAUCACCUUCCCCUGCCAGGCCGCCAAGUUCGAGAGCGUCAGCAGCAGGAUCGCCGCCGGCGACCGCCGGAAAACUAGCAUAAUUAAUUAAAUAGUGAAUUUUAUUUUCUCUGUACAACUUUUAAUAAAAAAAAAAGGCCAGAGAGUGAACUGUUACAAACCAAAUCCUUAACAUCAUUAAUUUUCUAACUU
Zingiber officinale is the source of this 606-nucleotide messenger RNA. RefSeq names its product auxin-responsive protein SAUR36-like. The record is from RefSeq and is a predicted model, not a curated record. Lineage: Eukaryota; Viridiplantae; Streptophyta; Magnoliopsida; Zingiberales; Zingiberaceae. Gene Ontology annotation, biological process: response to auxin. Bases 26 to 505 code for a protein of 159 amino acids. The transcript has a single exon.